AUGGUUUCUGUAGAUACCGCUGCUCAAAAGUUAGCAUCUUUACCUUUUUUGGGUUGUUGUGGUAUUGAUGCGGUUGGUCUUAGUGGUGGUCUGUUUAUAUGUUGGUUUUCAGCGUUAGGCUUAAUCCCUGUUUACAAUUCACAAAAUGUAUAUCUGUGUAAAUUAGUGCAAGGAGAUGAAAUAAAAUAUGUGAUGUUUGUGUAUGGCUCGCCUCAUGUUACUAAUCGUUUGGAGAUUUGGUACUUGAUUAGUAAUUUUUUGGAGUCCUUUUCAAAUGUGGUAAUUAUUGGAGAUUUUAAUCAAGUGGAGUAUACCUCGGACAAAUUAGGGGGAAAUUUCUCUAUUCCAGGACAAUCGGACUUUAUAAAUUGGCGGAUAGGUCAGGAUUUAAUAGAUGUUCCUUUUUCUGGUCCUCGAUAUACCUGGACGAAUAAUAGAUUGGAUUCCGAUCCUAUUUUUGAGCGUCUGGAUCGAGCUUAUGGCUCUUCCACUUGGUUUGCUAAUUACCCGGAUACCAAACUUUUACAUCAACCCAUCUUAUUUUCGGAUCAUGCUGCUAUUAUUCUUUCUGAUACGGCUGAUUCUGGGUGUGGUAAACGUCCUUACAGAAUUGAGAACUGGUGUUUGUCUGCUCCAGCUGUACACAAUAUUAUCGCUUCUGUCUUUUCUUUGUUCCUUUCUGGUUCCUUCAUCUGGUCUUUGAUGUUCAACAAGCUUCUCAGUCUCUUAACUCUCGAGCAGGCCGGUGCCUUUUCAUUUCCACUAAAAAACACAAAAAUGGCAGAGGCACAGGCGGCCUUUAUUUUUUGGCAGCAAAGGGCAAAAGCUAAAUGGAAUGCUUUAGGAGAUUCUUAUUCUCGUUUUUUGUUCUCUUCGGUCCAGUCUCGUAAACGAAAGAAUAAGAUUUUAGGACUUCGAGAUUCUUCUGGUUGUUGGCAUCACGAUCCUGAUCGGAUUGUGUAA
This is a messenger RNA of Chenopodium quinoa (quinoa), 963 nucleotides long. RefSeq lists its product as uncharacterized. The record is from RefSeq and is a predicted model, not a curated record. Lineage: Eukaryota; Viridiplantae; Streptophyta; Magnoliopsida; Caryophyllales; Amaranthaceae. The transcript is spliced from 2 exons. Bases 1 to 963 code for a protein of 320 amino acids.